CUGGUCAGCUGAGGCACGGAGGUACACGCCUUCUUUUACCCUUGUGUUGCGCGGCGGGGCACUCCCCUUAGCCCUCACAGUGCUUGCCGUGGCCUCACCAUCUAGAUAUCUUCAGUAUGGCUGAUGUGUCUUCUAUAGAGCACCCCACCCUAAAGGUUCCCUAUGAUGUCCUCAACAAGAAGUUCCGGCUGGCUCAGAAGACCCUGGACCGAGAGGUUUGCCAUGUGACCACAGCUGUGACGGAGCUGGAGCGCAUCCUAUUCACCGACAACCGCAGUGCCUCGCAGAUCUCCUCACUGCUGGGGGGCGUUGUGGAGAAGCUGUCCUCCUUCAAGCGCAAGGCAGAAGAAGCAACUCAGGAGGAGAUAGAGUCUGGAAGAGUUGUGAAGCGGCGCGUGGACCACCUCAAGGACCACGACUCCCUCAGCCCGUCAGUGGUGGCUGAGUGGAAGCGCACCCGCCUUGACCGCCUGCUGGUGGAGUACCUGCUGCGGGCUGGCUGCUACUCUACUGCUACCAAGCUGGCAAGUUCCCGAGGUAUUGAGGGACUGACCAACUUGGACGUGUUCCUUGUGGCGCGGGAGGUGGAGCAGUCCCUGGCCUGCCAUGACACCUCCAAGUGCCUCUCCUGGUGCCACGACAACAAGAGCAAGCUGCGCAAACUCAACUCUUCCCUUGAGUUCAACGUGCGGAUGCAGGAGUUCAUCGAGCUCAUCAGGGGCGACCGCCGCAUGGAUGCCAUUCGACAUGCGAGGAAGUACUUCACAGGCCAGGAGGCAGCACACCUGCCCUCAAUACAGCGCUGCAUGGCCUUGGUUGCCUUCCCGGCCAACACUGAUGUCAGCCCAUACAAAGAGCUCUUAUCCAAUGUUCGGUGGGAUCAGCUGAUUGAACAGUUUCGAGCUGAAAAUCUGAAGCUGUACCAACUGUCCUCACAGUCAGCCUUCUCUGUGGUGGUGCAGUCAGGCCUCUCCGCCCUCAAGACUCCCCAUUGCUACAGGGGGGCAACAGGCCACAACCCAGACUGCCCAGUGUGCCAACCCUCCCUCAACUCCUUAGCCUCACCCCUGCCCUAUGCACAUUGUUCUCAGUCACGUCUGGUGUGCCACAUCAGUGGGGAGCAGCUCAACGAGAACAACCAGCCUCUCAUGCUUCCCAACGGCUAUGUGUACGGACAGAAGGCACUUCAGCAGAUGGCCAACGAUAACAACGGCACCAUAGUGUGUCCACGCUCACGCCAAACCUUCAACAUCAGGGACGCAGAGAAGGUCUUUGUGAUGUGAAGGGCUGGUAGGCAGAGACUGUGGCAGGGCAAAAGGAGGAGCCCUGUAGGAGAUGUGUAGGACAGCUGCACUUGCUCAGAUGUGUUGCCAUACUGGUGAACCUCCUCAAAAUGCUUUCUCUAAAAGGUCUUAGUUCCCAACAGUUGGCUGCUAAUGCAGUGAUGGAAUCCUCUUUGUGUGUGCAUGGAAAGACAUUUUAAAGAUCUUGAACAUGGACAUACUCUGUACACCUGGAAUACUCAAGUAGACUGAUAUGUAUGUGCAAACUACUGUACAUAAAAAAGUUGAACGUGUACAUUAAUAUAGAGUAUAUAUUGAAAUAAUUACUUAAGUAUGAUACAUCAUUAUCAGAGUAGCUCUACCAAUAGUGAAUUACCAAAGUCUACUUGAGAUUUUGUUUAUAGCAUAUUGAUUUUUCACAAAGAAAUGAAGUUGGUUAUACAAAAUCAUUUUGAGAUUGGGAAAUUCUCAGGCAAAGGGAUCAUUAUUAUGCAAAGAAUGUCUUUAAACCCAUUUUAAUAGACAGAAGGGAGUCCUAUGGCAUUAGUUUUUUAUUCAAAUAUUGAGGUAUUAGUGUUCUAUCUACUGGCUUUAAGACAUUUUUUAUCAAUCUGCUGCUUGGCUCAGCUCGUUAGAAUUUUUUGUACCUUUAGUUUAGCUCACUUCUUCCUGCACAGCAGAAUGAAGUCAUUUGAGGUCUUGUGUAAAAGAUUAAACAUAUCAUUUAAUAUAGUUCAGUAGUUGUUGGUUUUGAAAAGAUGUGGAGAACAAUUAUUAUAAGUUAUUUCAGCCAAGAACAGUGACUGCAUGUGAUGUAUAUUUUGCAUUGGUUUCAUUGUUCUGUCAUGAAUCUUUCUGUUAUGUUGACAUUCACCAUAUUUGUAUAGCAGUGCUUUAAUAUGUAUAAUGGUGCAGCAUGUAAUCAUUGAUCAUGAGCUCAGGAUGUUGUGUUUGUCUUCAAUGUGAGCAGAAACUUCCAGGUCCCCAUAUUGUUUGGUGCAGCAGAGGCUUGUGUGGGCGUCCUCACUCCUCACCGCCACCGCUGCUUGUCUGUGUUUAUGUAUGGUAGCACCAGUUGUCUUUGUGAAUUACAUUUUGUAGAGCCAGUAGUUGAUAAGUUAUUUGUUGUUCAGUAAUGUUCAGGUUUUCAGCAUGCUUUUUUUAUAAGUAAGAUUUAUUGUGGAAUAUUCUCUUACCUGAUAUUUUUGACAAUUGAUCAAGUUUGGCACAAACUGUUUAACAAAUACAUUUCCCAUUGUCAUGUUUCAAAGAGGGAAAUGUAGUAUUUGAAGUUUUUUUUUU
Eriocheir sinensis (Chinese mitten crab) is the source of this 2585-nucleotide messenger RNA. It is a transcript of the gene Kaz, whose product is annotated as E3 ubiquitin-protein transferase MAEA-like. Gene Ontology annotation, biological process: proteasome-mediated ubiquitin-dependent protein catabolic process. Gene Ontology annotation, cellular component: nucleus; cytoplasm; GID complex. Bases 117 to 1283 code for a protein of 388 amino acids. The transcript has 9 exons. Gene Ontology annotation, molecular function: protein binding; ubiquitin protein ligase activity. Lineage: Eukaryota; Metazoa; Arthropoda; Malacostraca; Decapoda; Varunidae. The record is from RefSeq and is a predicted model, not a curated record.